AUGGACGACGCCCACACGCGCGUCGCCGACUAUCUCGACGACCGCCUGCAGACGCCCGCCGACCUCGAUGCCCUCGACGACCUGCUGGCCACCAUCACGGCCCAGCAUGGCCUUCUGAAGCAGCAGCUCCACGACGCCCAGCGCGACCUCCACCAGGCCAACGAGGCUUCGCACGCCCACCACGCCCUGCUUGCCCAGCGCGCCGAUGCCUUCCGCGAGCACCACGCCGACAUUGACCGCCGCCUCCUGGCCAUGACGGCCUCGGAGACGAGCGACGAUGCCGUGCCCCGCUUUGAGCAUGUGCUGGACACGCUGCACCGGCUCGACGUCGCCAGCGGAUACGUGCAAUUGCUCGCCGCCGUCGACUCGCUGAGCAAGCACGCCCAGUCGCAGCUCCAGACGUCGAGCGAAGCCGCCCUCGAGCCCUACAAGCAGCUGCGCGCCCUGCACACGCGCCUCAUCGCCCUGCAGGAAGACGCAGAAGGCGCCGCGCCCCAAUUGCUCCACCACGUCAACGGCAUCACCGACGCCCUGCGCGCAAAGAUCCUCGACGCCUUCUCGGCCCAGCUCGAACAGACGCUCAAGAAGAUACACUGGCCCACGCCCAAGGCCGCCAUCCCCACGCACCUGCGCGAAGAAUGGGAGACGGCCGUUGUGAAGCUGCUCGAUCUGCAGCUGCCCGAGCUCGAGGGCAUGAACUACACCAGCGGGCCGGGGACCAAGGUCAAGCUGCCGCCAGUGCUUUUUCCCAUGGAAGUGCUGGUGCAGCCCCUCGAGAUGCGCUUCCGCUACCACUUUGAGGGCGACAAGCCCACCAACCGCAUUGAUAGGCCCGAGUAUUUCCUUUCUCACAUCACGACGCUCAUCAAUGACUACAGCGGCUUCAUGGGUGACCAUGUGCAACCUGUCCUGCUGCGCCACUUCCGCGGCACCAAUCUCGCGCUCAAUCCCGUGUACAUUGAUGCCAUGUCGGCCUUUAUAACCGCCCUGCUGUCCAUGGUGCGCACCAAGAUUGGUGCGCUGCUGCCCAAGGUGGCCGGCCAGCCGCAGCUCUUGAGCCACCUCAUGCAUGAGAUGAUGGGCUUCGACACGACGCUCCGAGACACGUGGGGCUACGAUGCCGGCCAUGGCGUCGAGGGCUGGAAGGGGCUGUCAUGGGAAUUCCUGGUUCAGGGUGAUUGGUUCGGGCGAUGGCUGCAGGUGGAAAAGGACUUUGCCCUGUCUCGCUACCAGACCAUUGUCGAGGCCCCAGACUUUGGCGAUCUCGACUACGAGAGCGUCGAUCCCAAAGCCACCAAGCCCACCAAAGGCGCGAUCCGCGUAAACGACCUGCUUGAAACCAUAACGGAUCGAUACAGGCCCCUGACGUCGUUUAGCCAAAAGCUCACCUUCCUGAUAGACAUUCAGAUUGCAAUUUUUGACAAGCUGCACGAGCGGCUGCAGAGCAGUCUAGAAGCGUAUCUGUCCAUGACCACGUCGCUGGGCCGCGCCAUGGGCGGCGUUAGCAAGGAGGAACAGGAAAAGCUGCUUGGCGUGCACGGGUUGGAGCGCCUUUGCAAGACAUUUGGCAGCGCCGACUAUCUUGAACGGGCAAUGCGCGACUGGAGCGACGAUGUGUUUUUCCUGGACAUCUGGGAGAACCUGCAAGAUCGCGCCCGUGGCAAGACGAGCAAUAUUGGUAACAUGACUGUUGCGGAUGUGGCCGAGCGCACGUCAAGGAAUGUCGAAAGCGACGACAUGGAUGGCGGCUCGCUGUUUGACGAAACGGCGUCGUGGUACGCGCGCCUUCGUGAGCGCAGUGAGAGGAUCAUCAUGGACACACUCAACAGCAAUGUGCGCGAGGCGCUGCGUCCGUACCGGCACAUCAACCCGUGGGCCACGCUCGGCGGCCCGGCGGCUUCAGCCUCCAACGCUGUUGAACCCUCGCCCACAGCAGAGCUUGAUCCUUUGCUUAGUUAUUUGCGCACGACGUUGGCGUUUCUCUCGCGCGCCCUUGCAUCUGCGCCGCUGCGCCGCAUUACGCGGGCCAUGCUGAGUACCAUUUCGACGGUCUUGUGGGAGAAUGUGAUGAGCCGGUACCGUUUCUCCACUCAGGGAGCUACACAGCUGCACGCCGAUCUCUUGGCCAUAUGCCGCGUUGUGGAUAAACACGUCGGCGCAGGUGUGGCAGAAGUCGGGCUGAAAAAAUGCCUAGAGGGCGUGAGACUGGUCGGGUUGCCCGUCAAAGGCAGCCAUGCAGGAGUCGGUACGGGACAGGAAUCAGGCAAGCAUGACGAUGGUGGCGAAGAAAAGGAUGAAUGGGACACGGAAGCUUGGGGCGCAGAAGAUGAUCAGGCGAGUGAGGCGCCAAAAGCAAGUGACGAGCCAUUGGACGUUGACGAUGCAGGGGAGUUGGGGCUGUGGGAGGUGGAAAGGCGCCUUUUUGCAGACAACCAGUCUGCCAGAGAUGUGCUUGACGAGCUGGGUCUAGAGUUGUUGAGCGAGACGGAGGCGCGGACGUUGCUGAGGCGGAGAGUCGAGUUGGCUGGGUAG
Molecule: messenger RNA, 2532 nt
Organism: Exserohilum turcica Et28A
Lineage: Eukaryota; Fungi; Ascomycota; Dothideomycetes; Pleosporales; Pleosporaceae
Exons: 6
Coding region: 1-2532 (843 amino acids)
Biological process (GO): regulation of ER to Golgi vesicle-mediated transport; endoplasmic reticulum to Golgi vesicle-mediated transport; retrograde vesicle-mediated transport, Golgi to endoplasmic reticulum
Cellular component (GO): Dsl1/NZR complex
Source: RefSeq, a predicted model, not a curated record